This is a messenger RNA of Cotesia glomerata, 2961 nucleotides long. It is a transcript of the gene LPCAT, whose product is annotated as lysophosphatidylcholine acyltransferase. The record is from RefSeq and is a predicted model, not a curated record. NCBI's taxonomy places the organism in Eukaryota, Metazoa, Arthropoda, Insecta, Hymenoptera, Braconidae. The transcript is spliced from 9 exons. The coding region runs from base 707 to 2206 and encodes 499 amino acids. Gene Ontology annotation, molecular function: calcium ion binding.
AGUAUACUACGGAAGAUUGAUUUCAUUGUAAAUAUGAGAAGAGGUGGAAAUAAAAAUUCUUAAAGUAAAGUUAAAGAAGUUGGUGGCGCGUCGACUGAACAACGGGAAUGAUUAAUAUAAUAUAAAUGAAAGGUAACAACCGCUGGCUGCUAGUUUUAGUUUAUAUCAGUCUGUUCUGUUUCCUUUUAUUCAGUUUUACGUCUGAGUAUACACGUUGCAGUCGAUAAUACAUGUCUUGUACAGUACACUCUACUGCUGGUGCAAUUCAAGUACUCAGUGCUUGUGCUAUGUGCUAGCUAUUUCAGACUGUCUUGUGCGGAGUUGCGCGACGGAUCUUGUUGUGUUUACUUGUAAUUUAUACUAAUUGAUAUUUUAUUUUAAAAAGUACAACAAUAAAUAAAAAAAAAUUUUUAAUCAUUUGUAUUUACUUCAAUUGUCAGGUAAUAAUAUCGGAUCGGUGGUGUUCACCCUCGUGAUGCGCCGCCGCUAAACACUCACCCCGUCCUCGGAUUUUCCACGGAUUUUCCCGAGGCCAAGUGACAACGUCGGCACCAGUUAACGCUUGACUAUUGAUUUUGAUAAGUUUUAGUGGAUAAAAACGACAUUUAAUUUUUAUUAAAUUAGUGUUGCUUUUCUUUAUAAGUGUUUGGUUUACUUAAAGCCAUCCAUAUUUUUUGACUUAUCGAUUAUUAUUUAUUAAGCACACAUGGAAAAAAUAGACAGCGAUAUGAGAGAUACCAGUGAGUUAAAACCACCUUCCAUUGAUACUGAUAUCCUCAACCCUUUUGUUCAUCGACUAGAACUCGAUACAACUUAUGAAAAACUCAAGACAGCUUUCCUAACGGUGGCUUUGCUGCCUUUACGACUGGCAGCGAUCACAGCAUUAGUGAUUAUCGGAUGGCUACUAGCUUGUUUAGGACUUCAUGGAUUGUCUGAAGAUGAUUUACGGCGAGCACCUCUUACUGGUUGGAGACGAAAAAUAGUGCCAUGGCUAUGUUUUCUUGGCCGUUUAACAUAUACAGCAGCAGGAAUGAAAAUAGUGGUCCGGGGAAGACAAGCCUCAAGAUCAGAAGCUCCGAUAUUGGUGGUGGCGCCACACUCAACUUUCAUUGACGGAGGUAUUGUUUACAUCCUGGGAUUCCCGUCAACAAUCGUCAGAAGAGAGUCUGGUCUUAAUCCAUUUACCGGAAAAUUGAUAAACUAUACGCAGCCAGUCUAUGUGUGGAGAGAUGACCCCAACUCCAGACAGAACACGAUUAAGGAAAUAAUUGAGCGUGCCACUUCAAAAGAAGACUGGCCUCAGAUAAUGAUUUUUCCGGAAGGAACUUGCACUAAUCGAUCCUGUUUAAUAACUUUUAAAUGUGGAGCAUUUUACCCCGGUGUCCCAGUCCAGCCUGUGUGUAUUCGUUAUCCCAAUAAAUUAGAUACCGUUACUUGGACUUGGGAAGGUCCCGGAGCGCUUAAAUUGUUGUGGCUUACAUUGACCCAAUUGAACAGCAGUUGUGAAAUCGAAUUUUUACCGGUCUACAGGCCGAGUGAAGCUGAAAAGACAGACCCUAAAUUAUAUGCUAAUAAUGUCCGUCGAUUAAUGGCAGAAGCUCUCGAAAUUCCUGUCUCGGAUUACACAUACGAUGAUUGUCGCAUAAUUAACAAAGCACACAUGCUACACUUACCCCACGCAGCGGGAAUUGUGGAAGCCCACAAGCUGCGCUGCAAACUCGGUCUACAAAAAGUUAAAGUAGAAGAAGAAUUAGUACAAAAAAGACUGGUAAACAUUGAAGAAACAGUUAACUUUAAUGAAUUCGCCAGGAUACUUAGAUUAGAUGCCAAAGAUCCUUCAGUCCAGCAGCUGUUCAGGAUCCACGAUCGUGCUAAUAAAGGAACAAUAGAUAUUGAAGAGUACAUGUUUACAGUUCUCGCAAUAGCUAACGCAAAUUCCGUCCUAGAUCUCGUUGAUAUUGCAUUUGAUGUCUGCGACGCCAAUGGUACUAAAUGCCUCGAUAAUAAAAAAUUACGAAAGGCCUUGAAACUUUCUCUUCAGCUGGAACCAGAAGAAAGUGAAAGAAUUUUUUCACAAGCCAGUCACGAUGUCAGUGGAGGCGAAGCUGUAUCUUUCGAGGAUGUUAUAACAGUAUUGGGAACAAGGACAGAAUUCAGUCAUAUCUUCGCAGAUGACAGUGAAGGCCGUCGGAAGAAAACCAUUUGAGAAUGUCUCUUCGGCUCGUCGCCUAGUCCUCAAAUUAGGAAAAGCCGGGACUCAGACAAGCCGCUUCUGAUGGGUGUAUGCUCGAAUUCCGUAUAAAUAAUUAAAUAAUAAAAUAGAAAAAAAAACCUAAUAAGAACAACCAAUUUAAAUAAAAAUAACUUACUCUGAAGAUUCUGAAUAAUUAAGCUCUUCCUAAUAAAUAAAUAAUUAAAUAAAUGAAUUAAUUAAUUAAUAAUUUUUUUUGCUCGUUAUUAUCAAGUCAUGUAAAUAGGAGAUAAUGAGAGUAUUGGUAGGACGAAGAGUAAUUUUCAGCAUUAUUAACUUAUUAAAUACUAGACUAGGAUACUCGAUCAUGCAAAUAUUAGAUUUAUUUAAGUAGAUUACUCAGGGUUAGUGAUCACAUUCUAAACGCUUGAUAACAUCGACAGAUUAAAUAGCAAUAUUAUUCAAUAUUAUAAAUCUUUUUUUUAAUUCAGAUUUUAGCAUUAUAGAGAGAUAUAUAUUUCAUGUUAUUUAAAGUUCAUAUAUUGCUCAAUAAUUCAUUUAAUAUUGUUAUUUAUUUAUUAUCAUUAAACCUUUAUUCAGAGAUCGUUAAGCAAAUGAAUUUGAUAUGUUAAUAGACAAUUUAGUACAUCGCGAGCCGUCGUAUCAUCUAACGUUCUCUAAGCGUAACUUAAAUUUAUUUGUAUACUUGAAUACACAUAGUUAUGUAAAUGUAUAUAUAGAAAUUAAAUAAAUAUAUUAUUCUUACAUUU